Molecule: messenger RNA, 3237 nt
Organism: Baudoinia panamericana UAMH 10762
Lineage: Eukaryota; Fungi; Ascomycota; Dothideomycetes; Mycosphaerellales; Teratosphaeriaceae
Exons: 4
Coding region: 1-3237 (1078 amino acids)
Source: RefSeq, a predicted model, not a curated record
AUGGCUUCUGGCAAAAGCCCAGCAUCGGACUUUACUAGAGUCUGGUCAAAAGCGCUCAGCGAGUUCUAUGGACAUACAGAUAUCAACCUGGAAGAUCCGUCGAUUGCACACCCACAGAGCGCAGAGGAGCUGAUCGACUAUUUGCACACCGAACACGAGGAAUUCGGCCACGAUACGAAGAGCUCUAAGUUCACUGAGGUCAUGAAGGGCGCCAUUGGACCGUUCAGGUUCCUGACUAGCACAGUCGGAAGCACUGCGGCUACGAUGUUCCCUGGUGGCUCACAGGUGUUGGCGGCGGUAGGGGUACUGGUCAAUGCGGCUCAAGGCGUCACUAAAUCGUUCGACGCUGUCGGUGGGCUCUUUGGUCGAAUCGAAGCCUUUACCCACCGGAUGAGCGAGGUUAGCCAUGAGAGAUUGCCCGAGAACCUAAUUCCCAUCUACCAGGCAAUGCUUGUCAGCUUGCUGAAGGUUUGUGCUCUUGCAACGAGGCUGAGCUUCAAAAGCCUGGAGGGGGUCAAGCCUGGCGAGCCCAAAUUCUUUCGGAAGCUGAAGAAGAUGGCAAGGCCUGCUGUUUCGAAGGUCGCUGAAUAUCUUCGGCAGCUUGCCUUAGGCGGUAAUGCUGAGAUCGAUAGUGCAAUAGGUGAGCUGCAGUCGCUAGUAGAGAAUGAAUCGCUCAUGAUGCAAGCCGUCACCUUGCGGAAGUCCACUCGCAUUGAGUCGGUUGUUGUUGACAUUAAAGGCCUCAACAUCAGGCUGGACAAGGCAAUAUACGAAUUGCAGGCAGACAGUGGCGAGAUCCGUUUCAGAAUUACGAUCAUGCAGCAAUCCCUGGACAGAAUCGAGGCCACAUCGGGCACGGCUGCUACUGCAGCUGUUUCCACGAAAGAAAUCAUCACAGAAAUGAAGCUGACAACGACUGCUAUCAAAGCAGCUCAAAGCAAGCAAGCGACCAAAUCAGACAUGGAAGCGAUGACGGCAAAGAUAGACAAGCUCUUGGAGAAGGCUGGUGGUUCGACGACACAGCAGUCAGCAUCCGCGCCUACAAAGGCAUCAGUCUCCCGAGAAGCGAAGCAGCGUUCCAAGCUCGAACUCGAUCUUGGCGUCAAGGCGGCCAGAAUGGCGAGUACGGCCAUCUUUGAUCGGAUGAAUGACGAUCCUGGCCGCAUGGAUGGCACCGUAAAGCGGGUGAUGCAGGAACGAUCCUUCCAGCAGUGGCUUGAUGGCGAAAUUCCAGUUCUGCUUGUCAGCGCGGACUCGGGCUACGGCAAGACGUACUUGGCCAGUGGGCUCAUCGAUGAACUACUUGCCAAGUGCAAGCAGGGUACCGAGUCCACGCACAAGUCGGUAGCAUACUUUUUCUGCGAUAAAAGCCAGGCGGAUCUUCGAUCCGUGAACACUGCUCUUCGGGUUUUGGCGUACGGGGUUGCGCAGAACGACAAGGUGUAUGCCAAAUACCUGGCAGAUCUGCUCGAGAAAGGCAAGCUCAGGGCGACGGGAGAUGGCUCAUAUGGCGUCGCCGAAGAAAACCCUCCAACAACUAAUGCAGACGAACCGGACACAAGCACUGGCUCGGACCCACCUACCGAGGCACUACCUGACAUUGUGCUCGCUGACAGCCUGUUGAAGGCCGUACCAGAAUCCGAGCAGUCUCAGCCCACUCAAGAAUUUACGACUGAUGGCGCGUCGGAUGAACAGCCGAACACGCAAGAAGAAGGUCCGGGAGAGCAACCAGCUCUUAGAAUUCCGGAAAGGCUUGAUCAGAUGGUACGCUCUCUGGCCGACGGCACACCACUGGAAGAAGAGUACGAGGAUAGUAUUCUACGCUCGACUGCGGCGGUGUGGAAGAUACUGUUCCCGAGCUACUUUGACGACGAAUCUGGUACGGCCUACCUCUUCAUCGACGCCAUCGAGGAGUGUUUAGAAGCACAUAUGCUUGCCCUCAUUGCUGCUAUAAGGACGUCAGCUCCUAGUAACACGCCAGCCAGCCCCUCGAAGGUACAAGUGAUGUUCUUCCUGAGUUCCGAUACCGCUAGACAUAUCGUACCCGUUCUUGGCUCUUCCACAACACAUAUCCCUCUGAACGUGAGGCACACGGAAUCUGAUCUGGACCACUGGGUCGUGCGUCGUCUUCAGUCUGCUUGGAAGGGCAAGCUUGUACGAGAGCAGUUAUCUCAAGAGGUCAAAGAGAAGAUAGUUGAGCAUUGCAAAGGGAACUUUCUCAUGGCAACCCUCCUAUCAGAAGAGAUAUGCUCGCUGAGCAGGGAAGACGUGAUAAGAAGGACGCUUGCAUCGCUUCCUGUAGAUCUUACGGCUGCAAUGCUACUAAUAAUUGAUCGCUUGUCUCGGCAAUUAUCGGUUGAGGACUCUGAAGAUCUACGUGACAUACUGGCAUGGAUAGCUUGCUCACACCGCGAACUGAAUCUUGCGGAGCUCGACGCGCUGCUAACGAUGCGGCGACCGUCAGGGGCCGCCCUGAUCGAUCUUGAAGAUCGCCUACGCCGCGCCCUUGUUUCACUAUUCACUGUGUCCGGUGAAAACACCGCCGCUGACCAGUCCGCAGAAGACAGAUUUAGAAAGCGAUGUCAAGUGGAUACCCGCAACUCCGCAAGUGACUACGAAAAGAAGGGAGCCCAUGGCCGCGAGUCCGAAGUUGUGCUGUCCGACAUUCCACCAGCGGAAGUGAAGCUCAAGCAGACACUCUUACGAAUGGCGCAAUGUUGGGUACAGAUUAGCCAUAAUCGUCUUGCCGAGAAGAUACAGGAACGUCAAAUACAAGCAGGAAUCAUAGGCUUUUCGACGCAAAGUAUGCAGGCCAUGACGUUAUUGGGCUGUCUAAAAGCACUCUGCAAUACCGCCGGCCUUAAAGACCGUGAGACGGUUGCCCGAGCCUGCGGAUAUGCCGGAGCCUACUUGCCCGAGCAUCUCAACGACGUCGCAGUCGAGGACGUGGACGGACCGAUGAAAGCGCAGAUCGGCCUCUGCUUGGUCCGCCUGCUUCGCGACGAUGCGUGCAUAGAUAGGUGGGUUGGAGCUGCUGCUAGCUUCCAGACAAGUGACUACCUGCGCAGUAGCGAGGCACGUGGCAGGAUACUGCUCUGGCUCCAGGACCCUGACGUACAAGAAGCGCUCAUACCGGAAGACAAGGAAUGGACCGCAGCUGUGCUGCGUAGCCCUAUCCCAGUCAUGUUCGAAAGGGGCAGCUCGUGGCCACGCACGGUCGUGGUUAACGGUUAUUGA